This is a messenger RNA of Lactuca virosa, 1356 nucleotides long. The record is from the annotation of a GenBank genome assembly. NCBI's taxonomy places the organism in Eukaryota, Viridiplantae, Streptophyta, Magnoliopsida, Asterales, Asteraceae.
AUGGGUUCCCUUCCAAUCUUGACUAUUCUUGAAGAGUCGCAAGUAUCGCCACCUCCGGCCACAGUAACCAACAGGUCGCUACCACUUACUUUCUUCGACUUCUUAUGGCUAACCCAACCUCCUAUUAACGCUGUCUUCUUCUAUGACCUCCCCAUCACUAAAUCACAAUUCACUGAAACCGUUGUCCCCAAACUGAAAAAGUCGUUAUCAAUCACCCUUCAACAUUUUUUUCCAUUCGUUGGCAACUUGAUCGUGUUUCCUUCCCCUGAUAAAAAACCAGAAAUCCGAUAUGUUGAAGGUGAUUACGUCGAUGUUACGUUCGCAGAAUGUAACCUUGAUUUCAGUGAUCUUACAGGAAACCAUCGACGAGACUGUGACAAGUUUUAUCAUCUUGUACCUCUUCUCAAACGCACUGUUAAAGUCUCCGACUUUAUAACAAUCCCGGUGUUCUCCGUUCAAGUUACACUUUUUCCGAACAAUGGAUUCUCUAUUGGCAUGACGAAUCACCAUAGCUUGGGUGAUGCUAGCACGCGGUUUUGUUUCUUGAAGGCCUGGACUUCGAUAGCUCAAUCAGGAACAGAUGAGUUGUUUUUAACUCAUGGGAGUUUACCCGUUUAUGAUCGACUUGUUAAAUACCCGAAACUUGAUGAAAGUUAUCUCGAGAACGCAAAGGUUGAAACUUUUAACGAAGAGUAUCAACUUCCAAGUCUUUCAGGGCCAACUGAUAAAGUUCGAGCGACAGUUAUCUUGACACGAAGUGUCCUCAAUCGGUUGAAGAAAUUGGUUUCAACCCAACUGCCUACUUUAGUAUAUGUAUCAUCUUUUACAGUUGCAUGUGGUUAUAUCUGGAGUUGCAUAGCAGAAUCAAGAAACGAUGAGUUUGAACUUUUUGGUUUCACCAUCGAUUGUAGAGCACGUCUGAAUCCACCGAUCCCUGCGGCUUAUUUUGGCAACUGUGUGACGUUUUGUGGAAACAUGGAUAAAACCAAGAUGUUAAUGGGAAAGGAAGGAUUUGUUAAUGCUGCUAAAUUGCUUGGAGAAAGUUUACAUAAGACCUUGACUGAUAAAGAUGGAAUCGUGAAAGAUUUAGGAUCGUUUGAAGAUUUCUUGUCUGAAAUGAAGCCAACAACAAUGAUCGGGGUUGCUGGAUCACCGAAGCUCAAGUUUUACGAUUUGGAUUUUGGAUGGGGGAAGCCUAAAAAGCAUGAAACGAUUUCGAUAGAUUAUAAUGGAUCCAUAUCCAUGGCUGCUUGCAAAGAUCAAAAUGAAGAUCUGGAGAUUGGUGUGUGUCUUUCGGCUACCGAGAUGGAGAAAUUUGUUGCAUUUUCCGUUUCAACGGUAAAGCCUAAACCCUAG